CAAAACGGUACCACAGUCAGUCAGUGUUCUUGGAUCGCUCCGUCAAAUAGGUUCCGCGGAAUCUGCGCGUAAAACCGGACGUCCGACGUUCUGUGCUUCUAGUUGCGGCCGCCGUCAUUAGUCAUUAGUGUGUACGCACGGGUUGACCCGCGAAGUUUCGUGUUCGUGUGUGUCCGGUUGGCGGAAUCUUCCACUGUGAACUCGCUGGGAUUUCGCGCGUCGCGUGUUUUAUUUUCUCCCCCUUGGUGAAGACGGGGGUGGUGUGGGAUAUGCAAAAGAAGCGGCAAUAGGGGUGCGAAAAGAGUGCGAACAGAAUAUAGUCUUCGUUUGUGACGAUAUUAAGUUCCAUAAAGUUUAGCUCGCAUCGCGCGGUCUGUGUUUGUGUGUAGGUUCUUCGGGAAUCCAACGUCUCUCACUCAUUAUCACCCUCCUGUGUGCGGCGCCGACACUUGAUGUAACGUCUUGAUGAUGAUUGUCGGUUUGCUCCAAGAAACCAAAUCGAGAAGCUGAAGCGCGAGCGUCGUGUGUGUGGUCAUGUGUCUGUUGUGGCCAAGUGUUUACUGAUCGAGAUAUUUUUGCUGCUUCCGAGCGAACGGAACGUGUGAUGGAAGAAGGGGGACGCUGAUCGCGCUGAAGUUCACUGUUUUGAUCGAAUGUGAUCUGACAGCUUCAGAAAUUGGGUCUUGAUUUUGGAUCAGGUGCAAGGAAAAAAACUCAAUUGCUAACGUGUCCUGGAGGAUUAAGAAGUCUACUUUCAGUGCCAGGCGAAGGUGCUUUCUUUGGCAACCAUCACCAGAAGGGGGUAAAACAAACGACGGAACACCACCAGUGAACCCUCAUCCGGCGUCAAGUUCCCCAUCAUCCCCGCCAUCGGCAUCACGUCUUAAACAAAAACAUCCAAGCUAUAUAGGAAACAGCUGGAAAAUAGCAUCAUCAGAGCCGUGGAGGCGGAAAUACGCAAACCAAAUUUCGUGCGCUCGACAAGAAGACGAAGAUGAUGUUGUGAUUCAGUGUUGAAAAGUCGGUUGAGUGAUUCUUUCUCGAGCGACACAAAUCGUUGCUUGUGGUGGUGGUUUUGGGUGGAUAUUUAGCUCCAAAGAAAAUUGAUAGGUUUAUGUUUUGAACGCUGGGGUCGGUUUUGAUCAAUGGCGGUGGUUUGGCAGAGAAAAAUGUGCUCAAGUCCGAAAUGACGAAGAAUAAAAUCGUGCUGAAGUGUUAUUGAAUUUAUGAAAUUUUGUGGAGGCGCCGGGGGGAUGAAACAAUAGCGCACAGAAAAGAAGUGAAAGCGAAGGCAAUUCGUGAAAAUUAUCAGAGGUAGCAUAUUUUCCAGCAUAUUAGUGUGUGAAUUCAAGUUGAAUUGAAGAAUAAAAAAGCCCAUAAAAAAGUACAUAUAUAUAGAGCCAAAGAUGAGGUGUUUCAAGUGAUAUGGGGGCACUCUGCGGAAGGGCUACUUGAAUGUGGCUGAAUGGUUUCUGCUGCGGUGGCCUUUGCGGUACCGAAGACGGCGUCCUGAAGGGGGAUCGGUUUCAGCACGAGCACGAGCUGAACGGCACCGGUCUGGAUUGUGCCGAAAAUUCCGCCCCGACCACCUCUCGAGGCUCGGCUCAGCACAACGGGUCCUCCCAUGACGGUAUGGGUUGUACGCCCAGUAUCCUCUCCAGCGGCAGUGGCAGCUCCAGCAGUCAGCAGCACCGCAAGGAUAGCGGUGGUGGUGGUCCAGUAGUUGAGCGGACCUGUGGCGCUGCAGUUACCGGUUCCGGCAACGAAAGUAACGGUGCUAACAGUGGCAAACUCGCCAACAACAAUGCCGCUCUGAACCGGGCUCAAAUGUUUGAGUUUGGCGGGAAGGACGUAAGCGGUGGAACGUCCGGAACGGGGGCAGAAGAAAAGGAGUGUAUUAAGAAAGAUUCAAUCGUGUCAAUUUCUGGCCUAGGCCACGUAUCCGUCGUCUCCAAUCUCCUACGCAGACCAACCGUCGGAAGUGGAACAUCGAGCAGUUCAGGAAGAUACGGCCAUCGACAAUCGUCACUAGCUUUAACCCCAGAGGAGGAACCACUCGACUCAUAUCCUAGAUUAAUAUCGGAUUUAAAAUUCCCCAACCUGUUGCCACCCAACCCAUCGAUAAAGAUUUUAAUAGCGUUCUGCAAAAAUGAUCCGGUGUUCGAAGCGCUCGUCAACGCCUGUCAUCGGCUCAAUUUCGAGCCUACCUUCGUCAAAUCAGCGGAUGCCGCACUGGAAGCGUUCCAGAAUGUUAACAGCGGAGGCCACCACAUCAUCGUGGUGGAUGCACGGCAUCCCAGGAUCAUCGAGGCCGAUGUUUUGGGGAGGUCGAUACGAAACUCCAAAGGAAGUCAGCACACAACAAUGGUGGCAGUGGUUAAGAAAAGUGUUUUCGAACGGGACGAUACGGCUGUGAUUUCUCUGCUGGACGUCGGCUAUAACAGGUGCAUAAUCGAGUCACCACAUGUGUCCAUCUGCUCGUCGGAAUUGCGACAGAUCCAGCACUCGCUAGUCCGACCUCAGAACGUGAUAUCGACACAACAGGCUCUAUACACUGCUUUGCAAAGGUCACGGGAAGCCAUCAUCAUCACCGACGAUUCCUUGCGGACACAGUACGCGAACCGGGCAAGCGAGAAAAUAUUGAACAUGAAAGCGGACGAAAUUGUUGGCAGAUCGUUCAGCGAUUUUGUGUCGACCGAUAUUAGCAGCAUUCUAUCUCACACCAGCAGGCACAAGAAUUACGAAGGGUUCAUCAGCACCCGACGAAAAUCGCAGGAUACUCUUCACGUCCACGUCCGCGCCAUACCUGUGUCGUGCAUUGGGAGAAAUCCCACGCACCUAGUUUUAAUCCUGGAGUCCCCAUCCGGGGGAGCAACGCUUUCCACGCUGACAAGCGAUGCGUUACAGACGCUUCCACAGAGCAAAGAGGUGGCACGUGGGUCGUUGCAUUCGAUCCGACGAGGCAGCUUCGAUGUUCGCUCGAUCGCUUCCGAUGGCUUGCGGCGCACCAGUUUGGCUAAACUGACCCAACUUCCACUGGAGGCACCCAUCACGAAGGUUUUGAGCUUGCUCGCCCAGGUCCAGGAAAAUUGCUCCCAGGAGGAGUCAAAACUGUUGGACCGGGUGAUGGAGUUCCUCAAACGGGAGGGCCUCUACAGUCCCCAGAUGAAGGAAAUUCGAACCGAAGACCCAGUGGCAACGGAUCUGAUAGGAGCUUUGCUGACGCAAGGACCCACCAACAUUAUGUCAUCACGCCGAAGUUCGAACGAUUCAAUCAUCCGGGGCGGGGGUCGCCCUUCCACCGGCAGCAUCGUGUUCACCAAAUCCCGGGAAACUUCACAGCUUUCCGAUCUUCUCAACAGUGCGCUGAACUGGGAGUUCGAGAUUUUCAAACUGGAAGAACUUACCGACAAGCGUCCGCUCGUGUGCUUAGGAUUGGAACUUUUCCGGAGGUUUGAUGUUUACAACACAUUCAACUGUGACGAGAUGACGUUCAAGCUGUGGCUGAUCGAGAUGGAAAAACAUUACCAUGCGGACAAUACAUAUCACAACAGCACCCACGCAGCGGAUGUAAUGCAGGCCACAGCCUGCUAUAUUCAGCAGCUCUCGUCGCGCGAGAUCAAGGUGAUGGAUCGUCUGGACGAGGCCACUGCCCUGAUUGCCGCAGCAACCCAUGACAUAGACCAUCCUGGCCGCUCGUCGGCCUUCCUGUGCAAUUCGGACAACAUGCUGGCCCUGUUGUACAACGAUAUCUGCGUGCUGGAAUCACACCAUGCCGCUACCACCUUCCGGCUAACGAUGGAUGACGACAAGAUCAACAUCUUCAAACAUUUGGACAGGGAAACGUACAAGCUGGCCCGCUCGGUCAUCAUCGAUAUGAUCCUGGCGACGGAAAUGACUCGACACUUCGAGCAUCUGGCCAAGUUUGUGAGCGUCUUCGGGACGGAAGUGGACGCCAAGGAAGCCACCCAUGAUAACGACGACAAUCAGAUCCUGGUCCGACGGAUGCUAAUCAAAUGUGCGGAUGUGAGUAACCCAACCAGACCGCUCAAGUUCUGCGUCGAGUGGGCGCGCCGAAUAGCGGAAGAGUACUUCACCCAGACGGACGAGGAGAAGCGAAGGAACCUACCGAUCGUGAUGCCGAUGUUCGACAGGACCACCUGCAGCAUAUCGAAGAGCCAGAUUGGAUUCAUCGAGUACAUCAUACACGACAUGAUGGACACCUGGAACAGUUUCAUCGAGAUGCCAGAAAUCAUCCGUUACAUGGAGCAGAACUACUCCAAGUGGAAACUGUUCGAAGAGCAGGGCAUCAACACGCUGACCGACAUCAAACGGAAGCAGCUCACGCUCAACAGCGAGGCGGCCGGUACGACCUCGGUUGAGGAGCUUUAGGAUUGUUUUCUUGAAGGAAUGUGGAUGAUUAGGGUUAACGAUACAUUUGUUCAUUUUUAAGUUUCAGUUCAUGUUACCUAUAAACCCUCUGUGUAAACUGUUGUGAAGUGUUGCAGUCGAAGACUAUGCCGAAUGUUAUAAUGUGUGAACUCAAUUCUCUAUUGAAAGGCAUAUAUUUAAAUGUUCCGAUGAUUUAACUACGUCUUUGAACCGUUUACUUUGACGAAGGAUGUUAAGUGUUAUCAACUAUAUCUAAGGGGCUCAAAAUAAAAGGGGUGUAAGUGACAUCAUCGAUUUCUCUCCAUCGGCUCUCUCUUUUGUUCAUAACUUAGCUGCAAACACAUUCUCAGCUGUAUUUAACAAUGUGAAAGAUAGGUCAAAACCAGAGAUGCCAGGUUUAAAGACAUGUCUUCAACAAUUUUGUCAUUUGACUUACUGGAAGUCAUUUGACUUACUGUGAAGACAUUUUGAAGACAUUAUGAAAUAUGUGAAGAAAUUUCAGAGCGAUAGUGUACAUAGAUUCUUUGGAGAUAUUAGUUCCAUCAAAUGUCAACUAUUGGCCGAAAAUAUCGUCAAAAAAAAUUAGGACUUUUGUUUCAGUGUCAUUUGCGCUCGAGAAUUCGAAUGAUUGGGACAUUGUAUUUCUAUUAUUUCGGGCCUAUACUAUACAAUAGAUUAAUUUAGAUCUUUCAAACGAUCACUUCACAAAUCGAAGGUUUUCCGGUUACAUAAAAUUUCAAUAAUUAGUUUCAUAGAUAUGGUUUGAGUUACAACCCAAGCUGAACCAAAGCUGAGUUAUAACCAAAGCAGAAAUACACGAAUUGUGUUUUUACAGUUCCGUUUUUGUGAAAAAACUGGAGCUAUAUUCAAUCAAUUAACGGUUUAUCAAGCCAAUUAUCAUUUCGAAACUCAUAAAAUUUAGUUCACAGUUGAUGAUGAUUGAAAUGAACCUCAAAACUUCAAAAUAAGUUUAAUGAAAUGCGCUAUAUAACAACACCAAUUAGAACAAACAUUGAUUAAGCUAUCAAAAUUUGUUCAAAAGUAAGUUAUGAAUUUUAGUUCCGAUAAGAUGGUGAAGACAUUUGAAGACACUUUUUCGUACCAUUUGAAGACAUUUGGAAAAAUCACCUGGCAUCCCUGGUCAGAACCGAGAUGGAAAAUGUAAGGUGGGAAUGUUUUUGAAUCUGUAACGUCACAGAUUUUGUUUAUGUGUGUUACUUUUCUUAUAAUAGCCCACUACACGAGAUAAAAAUUGUUAUUAAUUGUGAAAAUAAUCAGAUGGAAUGAACGAACCAGUUUUUUUGUUUAAACAAUGCUAGCGUUCAAAAUCAUAAGGGCCCAACUGACAUUUCAGCAGAAACUGAAAUUUUAGUAUUAUUGAGGUGGUCUAAACUUAAUUUCAAUUCAAUUUUACUUCUCAUCACGUCGACCAAAACCAACUUCUUUCAACGUUAUUCGUUGACACAUUCAAUUUUGUAUCAUUUGAGUAACUGACUGUUAUGCCUGCUAUGUGAACUUCCUAUCUUCCUGGUUACUAAUGCAAUCAAAGUUUAACACAACCGAAACCAGUGAAUCUUCCUACCUUCUAUUCUUCAUCUCGGGUCAGAGCCUCAUCUAUCGUAUUCUAUAGAAAACUCAAAUUGGAUCGUUUUUGCAGUAGAGUUAUUUACUAAAGAAAAAGUUGAUGAAGGUAAAUCGAUCAAGUCACUUACACCCCUUUCCUUCUGAGCCCCUCGACUAAAGAAGAAGUCGUUGCGAGAUAACCUGUGGUCACAUUCAACAACUACUUUUUGUAUUCUACACUAUCACUGAACUUCAUUAUCUAAUGCUUAGAAAGCAAACGCAUAGGAAUGUUUCAAGUUCGAUAACCACUUGAUCGGAAACCGGUUCAAACAAUGGGGCAUCGGUUAUAUGCUCUCAGGUUGAUCAUACUGACCACGAGAGGAUGCUAAUUUAUCUGGCUAGAAGCCAGAAAAAAUCAGCGUUUCAAUAAGCCUACAUUAUAACCCAAAUCUACAGCUUUUUCGUCUUCCAGUGAUGCUAACGAACGCAUCCGUCUUUGAACAACUAUUUAUUUUAAAAGAUGCCUAAAUCCACCUAUGGAAUGAGUGAUGUCGCAACUGUUACAAUAGUUAAAUGUUAAAAUAUAUGUCAUUUAGAAUGAACACACAAUAUUAGGAAAUGUUUACAGCAGAUCUAUCAAAAAUCAAAUGAUUUUAAAUUGCCGUAUCAAUGAAUUUCUCGGCAGCCCCAAAAAUGUGGCUGAUUGAAUGUUUGCAGGGUCUAAACUAAUUAUACAUAUAUACUACACAAGUGUACUAAGUGGCUUAUUCACUGAAUUAGAAGAAGAAGAAAAAAUUACCGUAAAACCGUUCAAAAAUGUGUUUGAUGAAACUAAUAUGAAACUAGGAAUCAAGAGUUAGAAGAAGAACAAUUGUCGUUCUGUCCAAUCACUUAGUGUAGAAUAUGUUUUAAAUGUCUUACUUUCUAGCUAACAAAACCACAACCUUGAAUGGUUGACAACAAUGGUUUCUCAAUCAAUCCAUUAACGUGCAAAUGGAAAUGAACAAACAAAUGACACACAAAAAAAACACGGCAUAGACUAAUAUCUGAUUACUACUAUUUACGAAGAAUAGAACAAAACCCAUUCACACUAUCUUCGAUAUGCGGGCCAUAUCACUUUUUUUUUUACACUAAUCUUAUUGUAUUCAUUGAUUGAGCAGAAUAGGAGAGCAAGGAAGAUAGCAGCAGCAGCAUUAUCAAAUUUCUAACGGAAUGUUAACUGAUUAUAAGUAUACACGCAAAUACGUAACGUGACGUCACGCGAAUCAAUCACUUUCACGUGAAGGUGAAGGCAAAAAAAAAUGUUCACUUAACAAUCGGCCAACUCAAAACUUCAUACCCACACACACAAACACAAAUAUAACUAUAGUUUACUGUAUUCAGAAUGGAUCGUUGUAAAUUAGAUACUAAUAUUUAAAUUAUAUUUACCUACUGUAUAUUCGACGGUUUUGGAAAUUGGAACCGUGUGGGCAACCAAACGAUGGGACAUAGUGAGAAUAUUAAAUGUUAAACUGAAUCUGAAAUCCAAUUGAAACCUAGCUAACAUUUACGGGGCAAAGAAGCUACACAAAUCGUAGCAGAAUCAAUGCAAAACCAAUGCUGUCGGAUGUUACACUGAAGUUCUGAAUGAAGAAUGACAAACAAUGAA
Molecule: messenger RNA, 7603 nt
Organism: Toxorhynchites rutilus septentrionalis
Lineage: Eukaryota; Metazoa; Arthropoda; Insecta; Diptera; Culicidae
Gene: Pde8
Product: high affinity cAMP-specific and IBMX-insensitive 3',5'-cyclic phosphodiesterase 8
Exons: 18
Coding region: 1456-4392 (978 amino acids)
Biological process (GO): positive regulation of ERK1 and ERK2 cascade; signal transduction
Molecular function (GO): 3',5'-cyclic-nucleotide phosphodiesterase activity
Source: RefSeq, a predicted model, not a curated record